AUGACUACCAACUAAUUACCUCCCGUCUUAUCCGAGCAUCUCUCUUUUCAUCUCUUCAGACAUACCCAGUCUAGAACCCAAACUUUCCCACAGCUUGUCCCGACUGCUCCCCUGCAAAACUUGGAACGAGCACAAACAAAUCCCACAAUUCUUGAUUGCCUUGGGCUUUUAAUUAGCACCAGACUCACAAACCCGAACCAAAGUCAUGGGCGGCUUUUGUAUACCACAACAAUCGGCGCACACUGAGCACCACGUGAUUUUAGACGAUGGUCAUGCCAUCUCGUUUGAACAACACAAACUAAUAUGGAGUCUGCGAGACAGAGCGGAGGGAAAGAAAGGGGAACAAGAUGAGCAAGAAAUCCAGUCAAAGGAUGGCGGGGCAGACAAAACCAUUAGCGACGACACCCAUGGGAGUGGAACACUGCCCGAGCAUGAAAUCCUAUUUGUCUGCAGGGAGUCGUCAUCCCAACCCGAUACGCCAUCGGAAACGCAGUCGACAGACACAGCAACAGGGUACAUAAUUUAUUCUGUUCACGAAGACGCAGCGAACCAUGUGCAGCCAUAUCGUCUUUCUUCUCUGUCCGCACCACGCCUUCCGCAAUCGUUGUUGGACACUUUUCUCCUCGACGAGCCGCCAGCCCACCUCGUAGGCGCAGAGGACCUGCAAGUAAUAAUUUCGACCAAGUCUGGCACCGGGCUAGCAAAGGCCUUCUAUGAGUCGGUCUUGUCAAAGCUGCUCACCGUAUUUGGUUUGCGCGCGCAUGACGACCAUGCCACCACCACAGCCACCCCUACUGAAUCUACUGGCAGCAGUAUCAUAGGUCCAUCGUACCAGCUGUUCGUCACCAGAUCUAGACACAGCAUCCGGGAACUUGCCCAGGAGAGAUGGAGUACUCGAGCGUUAGCGACGACGGCGCAGGGCAGGCCCUCGUCCCGGCAGCUGCUCGUUCUUUUGAGCGGUGAUGGCGGCCUGGUGGACCUUCUCAACGGUGCCGGCGAGCCGGAUGAUGCAACCGAGUCUUCGUUGGUCACGCCACCUGCCAUUGCCCUGCUACCUCUGGGGACUGGCAAUGCUCUGUUUCAUUCGCUGCAUAAGCCACUUUACAGGAAUUCACCGGGGACACCAGAGCCUUCGCAUCUCCUUAUUGGUCUGCGGACCCUCUUCAGGGGUGAAGAAGCGCCACUACCGACAUUUCGCGCGUCCUUCUCGGCCGGCUCAUUCUUGGUCCCGCCAGCACCAGAAGACGACGAAGAGAAGGGCCAAGGUCAGGGGCAAAUCAGCAGCGGCGAGAACCAGACCGAAGGGGCGGCAAUGCCUGUGGACCACCUUCUGGGUGCCAUCGUGGCGAGCCAUGGCUUCCACGCGCAACUAGUCUGGGAAAGCGACACGGCCGCAUAUCGACAGCACGGUGCGAAGCGGUUUGGAAUGGCCGCCGCAGAGCUUCUCAAGACUGCUCACGCAUACCAAGUGGUGGUUGAGGUCCGAUCCGAGGCUGGUGACAUCGAGUGGAGGCGAAUCCACCCAACACUACCCAAGGACCACACGGGCAAUAGCAGCGGUGAGUCAAGGGAGAGGUUCAUGUACGUGCUCUCAACCUUGGUCUCGAACCUCGAAAAGACUUUUACCAUCAGCCCCGAAUCCAGGCCGCUGGAUGGUCAGUUGCGACUGGUGAGCUUCGGUGCCGUCGGCCCGGAGAAGACCUUGGAGCUCAUGCAGGCUGCCUACAAUGACGGGAACCAUGUCAACUGCACUUGGCCUCCACCCGAUAACACUGGCGAAGAAACCCAGGCUGGCCAUGACAAGGUGGUUGGGUACAACAAGGUGGAAGAAUUGAAAAUCACUAUACAAGAAGAUGACCCACGCUGGCGCAAGGUGUGCAUCGACGGCACUAUUGUUGAAAUACCGCAGGAUGGCUGGAUGCACGUCCGCAAGACGGGCAAGUCGCGGUUUAGGGUACUGGUUGAUAAGAGUGUCUUGUGAUAUUCCCAAUUCUAGACGACAUGAAUCUAGAGGAGUGGCUACAUUUCAACGUCAACUCUAUAUUGUAUAAACGUCGACAGACAUACAUGACUGAAGAUACUGAGCUUAUCGAGGUUGAAGUGCGGAAGAUAGAUUAACUUCUGCCAGCCUGAUUUGAACAGAGAGCAGCUACACACAAACAAGCUCAUAGCAUCUUGCUAACCCUCUUUUCCAUAAUGUUCUCAAACUCCUGCACGCCACCUUCCAAAACACUCAUCUUGCCCGCCCUAACCCGGUAUACGAUUCUUCGGCGCGGAGACUCGGCCUCCUCAUCCUCAUCCUCGUCACCACCACUACUCCCCACCUCGUCGUCAUCCAUGAUCCCCUCCACGACGCCCCGCACGAACCACCGGUCGUGGCUGACCAGCACCACGGCACCGGGCCAGUCCCGCAGCGCAUCCCGCAGCGCCGUCACGGUCUCGUAGUCGAGAUGCGUGGUCGGCUCGUCGAGCACCAGGCAGUGCGGGCGGCGCCACAGCAGCCGCGCCAGCUCGCACCGCACCGCCUGGCCACCGCUGAGCUUGCGCAGCGGCACGUCGGAGGCCAGCCUGCCGGGCAGGCCCAGCGCGCCCAGGAACGCGCGGUUCUCGCCCUCCGAAACCCCGGCCUCGGCCGUCUCGCGCAUCAGCAGCGCCAGCGCCGUGAGCGUCGGCUCGGCGCGCCCCAGCUCCUGCAGCGCCUCGACCGCGUGCUGCGAGUAGUAGCCCAGCUUCAGCCGCGGGUGGUGCGUCACGGUCCCCGAGGUGGGCUUGUCGGCCUCGACCAGCAGGCGGAUCAGGGUGGACUUGCCCGCGCCGUUGAGCCCGAUGAUGCCGAUCCGGUCGCCCAUGCCGACCGAGACGGUGACGUCUUGAAGGGCCAGCGGUGCGCCUUUGGCGGUCCCGCGGUACCGGAAUGAUGCAUUCUCUAGGCUGAGCAGCGACCCCGGGAAGCGCAGCUCGGCGGGGUCGGGCACGUUGAUGACGACGCCUCGCUCCUCGGGCGGGAUCUCGAUCUCGUCGCGCAUGGUGAGGUGGUAGCCGACCAGGUCCCGGUUGAGCUUGAAUCGGCCGCCCUUGGCGUUGACCUCGAGGCCCCAGCGGUCGUCAAGCUUCUUUUGCCGCAUCUUGGCCUGCUUGACGCGGGUGUCGUCGUUGUUCUUUUUUCCCUCGCGCAUGUUGCGCGCGAUGGUCUCCUGCAUGUGGGCUUUCUGCCGGUCCUUGGCCUCCUUCAUACGCUUCAGGUGCUGUCUGCGCACGGCGGUGGACGACUCGUACGACGCCAGGUCGCCGUGGUGGUAGACCAGGUCCUUGUCCUUGAGGAUGAGCAGGUCGGUGCACAGCGAGAUGAAGUCGCGGUCGUGCGAGACGAGAAUCAGCGUAGGGGCCCGCGUCGUCAGCGCUGCUGCUGCUCCUGUGGUGCCGUCCGAGUCCUCGCCCAGAGACGUCAGGUAUCUUUGCAGCCAUACGAUGCCGAGGAGGUCGAGGAAGUUGGUCGGCUCGUCCAGGAUCAUGAUGUCGGUCUCCUGCAGCAGGCAAGCUGCCAGCGACGCCCGCAUGCGCCAGCCGCCGGAGAGGCUUGAUAUGGGUUUUGCCAUCGACUCUGCCGUGAAGCCCAGACCUGUGAGGAUCCUCUUUGCGCGAGAUUCGACCUCGGCGAGUCGCGACGGCUCGACUCUGAUUUGUAAGUCUGCGAGCAUGUCGAUGGCUUCUUGUGUUUCAUCCCGUAUAGCUUCUGGUGGGAUUUCCUCGUCUACUUGAGUGAUUCUUUUUGGUGGCAGAGACGAGUUUGAAAUCAGCUUCCAAUUAAAAGAAAUGGGAAGAAAAGCCGCAGCCUUUUUAAUUAGGGUUUCAAGCUCUGGGUUGCUAGACUCACGACAAGGCAGAGGCUGCCACCUCCUUUUCGAAUUCAGUCAAAGCCUUGCGCGCCUGUAGACCACGAGCACCGCUUCUUAACCUCGCGUCUUUAUCGAGCACAAAUAGCCGCUUCUGCUGUCUGUCGUGUUUGAUCUUUCGAAGGGCACGCAAGGCACCAGUCGCACUGGUCGUGUCGUUGAUACCGGUGGAUAAAGCUGCAUUCAGGCCAUGGCAUCGCUUUUGUUAGACUCCAUAAGCACUAGGAGCUUUCACUGAAACGAUGCUGACCUACCGCCAAUUUCUUGCUCGAGCUCACUACGUGACGUGGCUCUUUCGAUAACCUCAUCCAGGGUGGAGAGCGCCUUGCCAUUGGACGAUGAACUCUGGACGCCGAGCGCAGUCUCAUCAGUAGCAUCCGUCUGCUGCAGGAUUGAGAUGCGAGUGGCUUCUGGUAUGCCUGGGAUCAACUCUAAUUUCGUUUUGAGCCGAUUCAGUCAGGGUUUAUCAUUCACAUCCCAAGACACGAUGACAUACUCUCAGCGAUAGCCUUUAGAAGCGUCGACUUCCCGGAUCCGUUCUUUCCAACGAGAACAUAGCGUUGCCCAGCUUUGAGGCGCAGCUUAGCAUCGGUCAAGAUCUCCAGUCCCUGUGAUUUGGCCUUGGAUCUGCCUUUACCCUUGCCACUGGCAACGACACCGCCAGCUUCAGGCGGUGGAGCAGCGGCGAGGGUGAUGUUGAGACCUUCAAUGUCCAGCUUUGUUUUGGAUCAUGAACGCUGUUGUCAGCUUCUUAAGCUGGGCUGGCUGGGGUUUUCUGGAGGACAUGGGUUUGAUAUGAUUGCGUUACCUCUCGAUACUCGGGGCUGGUCUCUAUACGGAAUCUGGUUUGUUUACAGGUCACCAAGAUGGAGGCGACGGACUCUGAGGCAAUCGAGGUCAUUUUGGGAAUGUAACCGUCCGUUUAUUAUAGAUCCAGAAGAAAGCAGGUAGAUGGGCAGAAUCCUGCGAAAUGGGUGAUAUCAUUAAAUACAAGAAGUAGACACGCGGUAUCGCGGCAAAGAGUCCAAAGAAAAUGGAAGGAAACUCGAGGUGUGUUUUCCGUGCAGAAUAUAUCAAUUUCGUCCGUCUGUACCUGUCUCUUUUUGGAGGGCUUAUGAUGACAAAAAAAAAGAAAAGAAAAAAAAAACAGGCCGAUACAAAUACCAGUUUGUAACUGUUCCCAUUUGCCAACUCUUUCUGUAGAUAUACGUAACUGCCUUUGAAAUUGCAUACUAGGGCGGGUUUUUCAGGUCUGGGCGACACAAAAAGAACCAGCUGGGCGCGCUGGGCGCACAGCCAGAAUGAAUCAUUUUGAUUCACUUGGGGGCAGUUUCCUUUCUUUGCUUGAUCGUCUCUUCUUGCCCCUUUUAUUCUCCGACAAGACCGUUUGGACUAGCGGAUUCGGGCCGCGCUUUGCCAAUUGGCCUGGCCCCGGCUCGGCUUCAGUGUGGGGUACUUGCUUUUCUUUUCCAGCUUGUGCUCCUUUUUCAUCUUGGGUUUCUGUGUUCCUGAUCCCAUUGAACAAAAGACCUUAAGCUUGAAACUUCAGCCAAAAUGUUCGGACGAGGUCUAAUUACCACGUGGCCAUUGGGUCUUGUUGAAGACCUAAAGAGAUGUGUUGUUGGCUUACAAGAGAUGGAAUAAUGGAGUGAGCGGAUUAUACCUUUUCGAGUAAGUAGACGUUGGACUGGUAUGCAUCUUGUCACAACUCGACUAUUUCAUGCUGGGUACAAAUUUACCUUUUUUUCCUGUUCGAAAUAUAACCACCUAGUUAGACAAGUCAUGCAAACAACAUUAGCAGUGAAACACAGAGACGAGCAUACCGAAAACGACACAGUUAAGAAGAGAAAAAUCAAUAUGAGGAUCACUUUUCACGGAG
Messenger RNA from Pyricularia oryzae 70-15, 5772 nucleotides. RefSeq lists its product as uncharacterized. The record is from RefSeq and is a predicted model, not a curated record. Gene Ontology annotation, cellular component: membrane; cytoplasm; intracellular membrane-bounded organelle. Bases 206 to 1981 code for a protein of 591 amino acids. Gene Ontology annotation, biological process: sphingosine biosynthetic process. The transcript has a single exon. NCBI's taxonomy places the organism in Eukaryota, Fungi, Ascomycota, Sordariomycetes, Magnaporthales, Pyriculariaceae.